AUGUUUUAUGACUUGAAUGUACCUUAUAGCCCCGAUGACCAGGAGGUGCCUCACACUCUAAAUUUCCUCGCUGAACUUGGUUACACUACCGUUGCAUUAUCUCAAACAAUCAAUGGGAAGCUUCCUCAAAGCCUUGUUCCGCCCCCUCUCCCUACAAACGCGCCAAAAUCCCUCCAACUGCUGACCCGCUUGAACCUGACCCUCUCCGACCCCGCGCAGAACCAGCGCCUAGCAACACUGAGUCAAGCUUACGAUCUCGUGGCUCUCCGUCCCACAAAUGAAAAGUCUCUUCUAAAUGCAUGCACCAACCUGGAAUGCGAUGUGAUCUCCGUGGAUCUCUCGGUGCGACUUCCAUACCACUUCAAGUUCAAAAUGUUGUCCGCGGCAAUCUCACGCGGAGUUCGCAUUGAGAUUUGCUAUGGCCCAGGGAUCACAGGGAGUGGAAUCGAUGCCCGGAGAAACCUCAUUGGGAAUGCGACAUCCUUGAUUCGCGCGACACGCGGUCGAGGCAUCAUUGUGUCCAGCGAAGCAAGACGGGCACUGGGUCUACGAGCCCCGUGGGAUGUGAUCAAUCUUGCCUGUGUCUGGGGUCUAUCACAGGAGCGUGGAAAGGAAGCAAUCUGCGAAGAAUCGCGGAAAGUGACCGCGCUGGCCAAGCUGAAGCGAACUAGUUGGCGAGGAAUCGUGGACAUCGUCCAUGGCGGAGAUAAAAUCAAACCCGAAGGACCCCCAUUCAAGCAGAAGGGUGUUCAGAAAGCUAAAGAGACCACGAAAUCAGAAAAUGGGGCUGACAAUCUCAAACGGAAGGCUUCUAUUAGCUCUGAGGCAGUUGCCGACGAUCCCGACAAGCCUUUGUCUAAGCGGGAAAUCAAACGACGAGCCAAAAAAGCACGCUUUGAUGCAAAAGGAGAGAAUGCCACUUGA
Penicillium paradoxum is the source of this 924-nucleotide messenger RNA. Its product is annotated as ribonuclease P subunit p30 family protein. The coding region runs from base 1 to 924 and encodes 307 amino acids. Gene Ontology annotation, biological process: tRNA processing. Gene Ontology annotation, cellular component: nucleolar ribonuclease P complex. The transcript is spliced from 2 exons. Gene Ontology annotation, molecular function: RNA binding. The record is from RefSeq and is a predicted model, not a curated record. NCBI's taxonomy places the organism in Eukaryota, Fungi, Ascomycota, Eurotiomycetes, Eurotiales, Aspergillaceae.